This is a messenger RNA of Pyrus x bretschneideri (Chinese white pear), 2544 nucleotides long. RefSeq names its product hypermethylated in cancer 2 protein-like. The coding region runs from base 448 to 2211 and encodes 587 amino acids. The transcript has a single exon. Gene Ontology annotation, molecular function: DNA-binding transcription factor activity. Lineage: Eukaryota; Viridiplantae; Streptophyta; Magnoliopsida; Rosales; Rosaceae. The record is from RefSeq and is a predicted model, not a curated record.
UAAUCCUUUUUAAUCUGAUGACAUCAUUAGCUGGAUGCCAUAGAGUUUCCUUGUUUUCUUUCCCCUCUUAGAGUUCUUGAUUAUAGGGAGAUCAGGAUCUUCAGGACUUAUAAUUCCCCAAAACAAGAUCAUGAUCAAAGUAGCCUAAUUUUGCUUCUCAGCUAAGCUAACCUUUUCACAUUUAUAUUUUCAUUUAUAAUAUAUUUGCAUAUAUAUAUAUAUAUAUAUGUGUGUGUGUGUGUGUGUGUGUGUAUAAUCUCAAUCUCCUAGUAGGGUUCCGCAUGCUCACAUCUGCUCCUUAGCUUUAGCUCCUUUCUACCAAAAUCUUCUUUCUUUUCUUAUUCCCCAAGCACCCAAAAAAAAGAAAAUCUAGACGAUCAUUAAAAUCCUCACUAGCUGCGGUUUCACACUAUCAUUAAAUUUCCAAGCUGGGUUUUUUUUUCUCACAUGGAUAUCGAACACCAAGAGACUAGGUUUCCACCACUAGCUGCCAGCGAUCAGGAGCGAAAGCCCCCAAAGAAACUGAGCGCGGAAGAGAUGGAGAGCAACAAUGGAGGACUGUUUCUGAAGCUCAAGGUUGCAAAGCCGGAACCUUUAGGCCAAAACCCUCAAAACUUUUCUGCUGCUCCGCUGCCGGAAUUUACCCGAUUCUGCGAGGUCUGCCUCAAGGGUUUCAGCUCAGGUAAGGCUCUCGGAGGCCACAAGAGAAUGCAUGUUCAAGCUAACAAGGAAUUGUUUAAUCAGUCUCGCAAGAACACGAUUUCAUCAAAACCCAACAACUCGAAACCAAGAAAUUCCAAUGUUGGAAGCUCGAAUGCUGGUGGGAUUUUGGGGAUUGGAGGAAAUAGCAGCAGCAUCAGCAAUAUGAAGCCUGUUUGUUACGUUUGCGGCAAGAAUUUUCCGUCGAUGAAGUCACUUUUUGGGCAUAUGAGGUCGCAUCCAGAGAGAGAAUGGAGGGGAAUUCAGCCGCCUCCGACCGCCAAAAACAGCUCUUCUUCCACUGUGUCAGAUGCUGUGCCUGAUCAGAGUAAUAGGAAAGCUCAGGAGGAUCAGAUUGAGUCUGAUGAGACGUUUUUCAGGUCGAAAAGUUCGGUUCUUAAUCUGUCCAAGACUCUGCCUAAAUGGUCACAAACCGCAAGGAGAGGGAGGAAGAGCGGCAGCACCGGAUUUGAGUCCGACUCUGACCAGUCCGUCUCCGGAUUGGAUUCGAGAAGUCCCAGGACUGUUGAAGAAGACGAAGAGCAGAUGGAGGAAGCUGUCCAUGAUCUUUUGAUGCUAGCUCAGGCCAAUCCAUUGGAAGGAGGAGGAGCUGAUGAGACCAUGUGUGAGGUCACCAACAGCAAUUUCUUGAUCACCACCAAUCAGGACCGAGAGGGUGGACUUCCAUACCACGGGUACACUGCACCUGCCACCGUGGGGUCCACAAACAAGAGGAAGGGAGCAUCAUCUGAGGUGAAGAGGAGCGAUAAAAAAGGGUAUGAUGCAUAUGGCGGUGGGUUUGGUCAAGAAAAGUCAACGGUGAAGAAUUUCUUGAAGCUUGGAUUAAUGGAGGAGGAAAAUAUUGGAAACCAUAAUAAUAUGGAGGAUGAAUUGUCAGACAGUCAGAAUUCUGAGAGCAUUGCGGUGGUGAGGAGGAAGAGGAGGAAGAUGAAGUUGGUGGACUUGGAAGGAAGGCUGAGGUACAAGUGCAAUCUCUGUGCGAAGUGUUUCCCGAGCCACCAAGCUCUGGGAGGACACAUGUCAAGCCAUAACAAGCUCAAGGGGAUCACGGUGGCCCACUCAUCAAUGGAGGACCCGUCUGCAUCCGCUGACGAUCCGGCUGCUGAAGAUAGGGUGCAUGGUGAUGAAGCAGAAAGAGUAGCACUUGAUCAUCAGCAGCGCCACCAGUGCAAAAUCUGUAACAAGACCUUCCCAACAGGUCAGGCUUUGGGGGGUCAUAAGAGGUGCCACUGGACUGGCCCCACUGAGCAGCAGCAGCAGCAGCAGGUGGUGGUGGUGGGUCCUUCUGAGCAGCUACAGCAGCAGCUGCAAGCUCAUUCCAGUCAGACUAUAGUAGGUGGUGGUGGUGGGGGAAAAGUUUUGAACUUUGACCUAAAUGAGCUUCCACCAAUGGAGGAGGAUAACCAGGAAGGUGCAGGUACAGGUUAUCAGUAUGGUGGGGCAGCAGCAGCUGGAUGUUCAACUUCUUCUUAUAAUUCAGUUACUAAUUAGCUAGCCAGCUGAAGAAUCUGAGGUUUUCUAUCUUCUCCUCUCAGUCUCUGGCUAGCCGAUAUUUUUUUAAGGGUUUUUGGAUAGUUCAGUUAGUUCUUGUCCUUUAGUCUUAGAUACCCUACUGCUCUUUCCAGUUUGAUCAAAGUGGGGUCCAUUCCCAUUGGCUUUUUGGGUUAAUUUUCCUCUUGUAAAAAAGCAUGAUGAUAUGGUCUUCUCAAGGUUUUUGCUUUAGUGGAAGGAGAUUUCCAAUAUCCAAAUGGUCCUAUUGGGAGGAAGAUGAUGUAAAGAAUCUGCAGGACUUCUGCAUACAUACAGUGUUUCUUUUUGGUUAAA